AUGCGAAUAUCAAUGGAUUAUAAUUUGUUCAUAUUUAUUAUAUAUGAGAACAUUUACUCGUAAUUUGUUUCGAUAUCUUUCUCUUUCUAGUUAAGCGCAGUUUAUCAUUAUUAUUCCUCGUUAAUCGUUGUUGCAUUCAAUAAAAAUGGUUUGAUUAUCAAGGUCCACGAGUGAAUUAAUCUGUCAGUCGUCUGCCGGCUAACGGCUAUCCGCGUCCGUCGUUCGUUCUCCGUGUUCAAACCGGGAUUCUUCAUAAUGGCCCUGCUAUUGUUGUUAGUGUGUGUCGUUUUUGCGACUUUGCUACUGAUAGUUAUUCGUACGUGUAAGAAACCAAAGAACUAUCCGCCAGGACCGACGUGGUGGCCGUUUGUGGGCAACACAUAUCAAUUAGCUAAACUUUCAAAAGCUAAAGGUGGCCAACAUCUAGCGUUAGAGGAGCUUCGUCAAAUAUAUAAAUCCGAUGUGAUCGGAUUAAAAUUAGGACAUGAACACGUUGUUGUAGUGUUUGGAAAUGAUCUAUUGAAUGACACAUUUCGCAAAGAUGAGUUUCUGGGUCGGCCAGAUAAUUUUUUCAUGAAACUCAGAACAAUGGGUUUGCGUAGAGGUAUUACGAUGACAGACGGAGAUCUAUGGAAAAUACAUAGAUCAUUUGUGGUUAGACAUCUGAAGUUACUUGGACUAGGAAAGAAAAAAAUGGACGAAUUGAUUUAUGAAGAAUACCAAAUCAUGGUACAACGGAUGUUCGAUGGCGAAAAUAGUGUAAUGCCGGCCACGUACAUACAGUCGGCCGUCAUGAAUGUCAUGUGGGAGCUAACGGCUGGUGCUAAAUUCGAGGACUCCAAAUUGUUAAUGUUGAUAAAAAAACGAAGCACAGCAUUCGACAUGGCCGGUGGACUGUUGAACCAGAUACCCUGGAUCCGAUUUUUGGCACCCGUUAGCACUGGUUUCUCGCUCAUACAAAACAUCAACCAACAGCUAUAUUCAUUAUUAUCCGAUAUCAUAGCGGAGCACAAGAAAACUCUGUCUGAAACAACCAGAGAUUUUAUUGACGCGUACUUACAUCAAAUGAAAAAAGAAGACAUAUCUAACACAACUUUUACAGAAGAACAGUUGGUAGCUGUAUGUUUAGACUUAUUCUUUGGUGGAUCGUCUACAUCCAGCAGCACACUGGAUUUCGCUUUACUAGCCAUGGCUCGAUGGCCAGAAGUCCAGGCUAAAGUCCAAUCUACUUUGGAUGAGAUUAAACCACCAGGCACGUAUAUUGAAGCUGAAGAAAUUCUUAAAAAUAGAUAUGUGGAAGCUGUGUUGCUUGAGUCGAUGAGGCUUAAUCAUGUAACACCAGUCAUAGGCCCUAGGCGUGCAUUAAAAGAUACGAAUCUAAAUGGCUAUAACAUACCCAAGAACACAACACUACUGAUGAGCUUGUAUUCAUUUCAUCACGAUAAAACAAAAUGGAACGAUUCAGAAGUUUUUCGUCCUGAGAGAUUUAUAGACGAAGAUGGACAAUUCAAACCAUCAGAAGAAAUGUACUUUUUUGGUGCCGGGAAAAGACGAUGUCCAGCUGAAGCCUUAGCACAACGGUUCAUCACCUUAGUAUUUACAAAUCUAAUUCAUGAUUUUGUAAUCGAAAUAGAUCAGUUACCAGAUGGAGUACAUUGUGGUAUACUUUUAAGUUCUAUGCCAUACAAAAUAAAAAUGUCUAAAAGAAAAUAAUUAUAUUUUAUGUAUUUUAUUUAUAUUGUGAA
This is a messenger RNA of Sipha flava (yellow sugarcane aphid), 1745 nucleotides long. RefSeq names its product probable cytochrome P450 305a1. NCBI's taxonomy places the organism in Eukaryota, Metazoa, Arthropoda, Insecta, Hemiptera, Aphididae. Gene Ontology annotation, cellular component: cytoplasm; intracellular membrane-bounded organelle. The coding region runs from base 256 to 1713 and encodes 485 amino acids. Gene Ontology annotation, molecular function: oxidoreductase activity, acting on paired donors, with incorporation or reduction of molecular oxygen, reduced flavin or flavoprotein as one donor, and incorporation of one atom of oxygen; heme binding; iron ion binding. The transcript is spliced from 8 exons. The record is from RefSeq and is a predicted model, not a curated record. Gene Ontology annotation, biological process: xenobiotic metabolic process.